Messenger RNA from Hypanus sabinus (Atlantic stingray), 6165 nucleotides. RefSeq names its product protein unc-13 homolog B-like. Gene Ontology annotation, molecular function: calcium ion binding; diacylglycerol binding; phospholipid binding. The record is from RefSeq and is a predicted model, not a curated record. The transcript has 40 exons. The coding region runs from base 175 to 5013 and encodes 1612 amino acids. Gene Ontology annotation, biological process: synaptic transmission, glutamatergic; synaptic vesicle maturation; synaptic vesicle priming. Lineage: Eukaryota; Metazoa; Chordata; Chondrichthyes; Myliobatiformes; Dasyatidae. Gene Ontology annotation, cellular component: neuromuscular junction; terminal bouton; plasma membrane.
ACGGACUAAUCAACAUGGCGUUGGGUUGUCAGUGGUCGCGUCGAGCGAGUCAGAGUUCCUUCCAGAUGUCAGUGGUGAGGUUCGGCACAGAGCGAGCACGUCCCGAAGGCCAAUAAAACCAUAUUUGAUAUUUUCAGCGGCGGCGUUGGGUAGUGAAGCGGACUUUGCUGCACUAUGUCUCUACUUUGUGUGAGAGUUAAGAAAGCCAGCCUCAGGGGAUCUCCAGAUAAAUUUAACACUUAUGUAACACUGAAAGUACAGAAUGUAAAAAGCACUACAAUAGCAGUACGAGGAGACCAGCCUUGUUGGGAGCAAGACUUCAUGUUUGAGAUCAGCAAGCUGGAACUUGGUUUGGUUGUUGAAGUCUGGAACAAAGGAUUAAUCUGGGAUACAAUGGUGGGCAAUGUGUGGAUACCACUAAAAAGCAUUCGACAGUCUGAUGAGGAAGGGCCAGGAGAUUGGUCGACUCUGGAUGCUGAAGUUUUAAUGAAGGAAGAUGAGAUAUGUGGAACCAGAUGUCCAACACCGCAUAAAAUCCUAUUAGAUACUCGUUUCGAGUUGCCUUUUGAUAUCCCAGAAGAAGAAGCAAAAUAUUGGACGCAGAAGCUGGAGGAGUUGAACGCCAUAAGGAAUCAUGAUGAGUACCCAAUUCGAGAAGUCCAGAAGAAACCUUUGCCCACUGCUCCCUCCCAGUGUUCCCUUGAAGAUCCUGACAGUGCUGUUGAUGAUAGAGACAGUGAUUAUCGUAGUGAGACCAGUAACAGCAUUCCACCUCCUUUUCAUACCACAUCCCAGCCCAAUGCGUCUGUUCAUCAGUUCCCUGUUCAGUCAAGAUUUCAACUCCAAGGAAGUUCACAGGACUCCUAUGUUGAUACAAUCCCAAACUAUGAUCUAGAUUACCGUGAGAAAAAAGGAAUCAGUCCUACAGGAAGUAGCAGAUACGGCUCAUCAGGAAACCUCAGCCAAGGCAGUUCUCAACUUAGUGAACUUGAUCAUGAUAAUGAAAACGUCCAUGAGUCUGCAAUGGAUGACAGGCGAGAUCAAGAGUCAUAUCACUCUCAUAACAGCUCAGCUACACAGGAAUGGUAUAAUGAAGCCGAUAAACAGCCAGGACAUUCGAAUGAAAACAAGAUCAAUGAAUGUCAUGAAAAUUCCAGAAAAGUGAAUGAAGCUGUACUUGAUACUCCACUCCCUAACAUCUCGCCCCAGCUGGAUAUGAUUGGAAAACCACAUGAUAGUUAUAAUGAUGAGGAUAGUAUUCCUGUAUUUCCUCCUGCUCGAGCACGAUGGAUUCGAGCCAUUAACAAAGUCCGAAUGCAAAUCCAAGAGGCUCAGCUUGGAGGUGAUGGUGAUCCAUCCAAAUCAUCUUGGUUUAAAGGAGGGUCUGGUGGUGGUCUAUAUGGUAUUGACAGUAUGCCUGACCUUCGGAAGAAAAAGCCCAUCCCACUUGUUAGUGACCUGUCACUUGUUCAAUCAAGAAAAGCUGGCAUUACCUCUGCAAUGGCUACUCGUACUUCCUUAAAAGAUGAGGAUCUGAAAAGUCAUGUUUAUAAGAAGACCCUUCAAGCCUUAAUCUACCCCAUCUCUUGCACUACCCCACACAACUUUGAGGUCUGGACUGCCACAACACCUACUUAUUGCUAUGAAUGUGAGGGACUUUUAUGGGGUAUUGCUCGUCAGGGAAUGCGGUGCACAGAGUGCGGGGUAAAGUGUCAUGAAAAGUGCCAAGAUUUACUAAAUGCCGACUGUUUACAACGUGCAGCAGAAAAAAGCUCCAAACAUGGUGCAGAAGACAGAACACAAAAUAUCAUUAUGGCAAUGAAGGACAGGAUGAAGAUCCGAGAACGGAACAAGCCGGAAAUCUUUGAGUUGAUCCGGGAUGUCUUUGGAGUAACAAAAGUUGCACAUGCCCAGCAGAUGAAGACCAUCAAACAAAGUGUACUUGAUGGAACAUCCAAGUGGUCAGCAAAGAUUACCAUAACCGUGUUGUGUGCUCAGGGACUUCAAGCAAAGGAUAAAACUGGCUCCAGUGACCCUUAUGUCACUGUUCAGGUUGGCAAAACCAAGAAGAGAACAAAGACUAUCUAUGGAAACCUGAAUCCUGUGUGGGAAGAGAAAUUUUAUUUUGAAUGCCACAAUUCCUCUGAUCGUAUCAAAGUAAGAGUGUGGGAUGAAGAUGAUGAUAUUAAAUCACGUGUCAAACAGAGGCUAAAACGAGAAUCUGAUGAUUUCUUGGGACAAACUAUCAUUGAGGUUCGGACACUAAGUGGAGAAAUGGAUGUCUGGUAUAAUCUGGAGAAAAGAACAGAUAAAUCAGCAGUCUCAGGUGCAAUUCGAUUGCAAAUCAGUGUUGAAAUCAAAGGUGAAGAGAAAGUUGCUCCUUAUCACAUUCAAUAUACCUGUCUGCAUGAAAACCUUUUCCACUGUCUCACAGAUCUUCAGAGUAGUGGUGUUGUAAAAAUACCAGAUGCCAAAGGAGAUGAAGCGUGGAAAGUUUACUUUGAUGAAACUGCACAAGAAAUAGUGGAUGAAUUUGCAAUGCGUUAUGGAAUAGAAUCCAUUUACCAAGCAAUGACGCAUUUUGCUUGUUUAUCUUCUAAGUACAUGUGUCCAGGAGUGCCAGCUGUAAUGAGUACCUUGUUAGCUAAUAUAAAUGCAUACUAUGCACACACCACUGCCUCUACCAAUGUAUCUGCCUCUGAUCGUUUCGCUGCUUCAAACUUUGGGAAAGAGAGAUUUGUGAAACUGCUUGAUCAACUGCACAAUUCGCUUCGUAUUGACCUUUCCAUGUAUAGGAAUAAUUUUCCUGCAAGUAGCCCUGAACGGUUGCAAGAUCUGAAGUCCACAGUCGAUCUGCUGACUAGUAUAACCUUCUUCAGAAUGAAGGUGCAGGAACUGCAGAGCCCUCCUCGUGCUAGUCAAGUGGUGAAGGACUGUGUCAAAGCUUGCCUCAAUUCGACUUAUGAAUACAUUUUCAACAACUGCCAUGAAUUGUAUAGUCGCGAAUAUCAGACUGAUCCAAACAAAAAGCAAGAGCUACCUCCUGAGGAACAGGGACCAAGUAUUAAAAAUUUGGAUUUCUGGCCAAAGCUCAUCACUCUAAUAGUCUCCAUUAUUGAAGAGGACAAGAAUUCAUACACUCCAGUACUUAAUCAAUUUCCCCAAGAGCUUAAUGUAGGCAAGAUAAGUGCAGAGGUCAUGUGGAACUUAUUUGCACAGGAUAUGAAAUAUGCCAUGGAAGAACAUGAGAAGCACAGACUCUGUAAAAGUGCAGACUACAUGAAUUUACACUUCAAAGUGAAAUGGCUGUACAAUGAAUAUGUCCGAGAUCUUCCAGCAAUCAAAGGGACGAUACCUGAAUAUCCAGCGUGGUUUGAACAAUUUGUAAUGCAAUGGUUGGAUGAAAAUGAGGAAGUCUCUCUAGAAUUUCUACAUGGAGCUCUUGAGAGAGAUAAAAAGGAUGGGUUCCAGCAAACAUCUGAACAUGCUUUAUUCUCUUGCUCGGUGGUGGAUGUUUUCACACAAUUAAAUCAGAGCUUUGAGAUUAUUAAGAAACUCGAGUGUCCCGAUCCAAUGAUUGUUGCUCAUUACAUGAGAAGGUUUGCAAAGACCAUUAGCAAAGUUUUACUACAGUAUGCGGAUAUUCUUCUAAAGAACUUUAAGUCGUACUGUUCCAAGGAAACAUUGCCUUGCAUUCUGAUGAACAAUGUACAACAGCUCAGAGUACAGCUGGAAAAGAUGUUUGAAGCCAUGGGUGGAAAAGAGCUUGAUUCUGAGGCAGCUGACACUUUGAAGGACCUCCAGGUGAAGCUGAACGGUGUUCUAGAUGAGCUUAGUGAUGUAUUUGGUGUAAGUUUCCAGCCUCGCCUUGAUGAAUGUGUUAAACAGAUGGGAGAUAUCCUAAGCCAGGUCAAAGGUACUGGGAAUGUCCCUGCUACUGCUCGUAAUAGUGUAGCACAAGAUGCAGAUAAUGUGCUUGGACCAUUAAUGGAUUUCUUGGAUGGCAAUUUGACACUGUUUGCCAAAGUGUGUGAAAAGACAGUGUUGAAACGUGUUCUCAAGGAACUGUGGAAAAUUGUGGUAAACACAGUAGAAAGAACAAUUGUUCUGCCUCCUCUAACUGAUCAGUCGGGUACUCAGUUGAUUUUUACUGCUGCAAAAGAACUGGGGCAGUUAUCAAAGCUGAAGGAUCACAUGGUUCGUGAAGAAGCUAGAAGCCUUACACCAAAGCAAUGUGCUAUAAUGGAUUUAGCCCUGGACACAAUAAAGCAAUACUUCCAUGCUGGUGGAAAUGGUUUGAAAAAGACUUUCCUGGAGAAGAGUCCAGAUCUUCAGUCACUACGAUAUGCUCUCUCGCUCUACACUCAGACCACCGAUACGCUUAUCAAAACAUUUGUUCAAUCUCAAACUGCUCAGGUGCAUGGUGGAAAGGGUAUUAGGGUUACCGCUAAUGAGGACGCUCUUCCUGACAAGGGCUCUGGUGUGGAAGAACCAGUGGGUGAAGUCUCCAUACAGAUCGAUCUUUUCACCCAUCCAGGAACAGGAGAACAUAAAGUAACAGUAAAAGUGGUAGCUGCUAAUGAUCUGAAAUGGCAAACAAAUGGCAUGUUUCGACCAUUUGUUGAGGUCACAAUGAUUGGUCCACACCUUAGUGACAAGAAAAGAAAAUUUACUACAAAAUCGAAAAGCAACAACUGGGCUCCAAAGUACAAUGAAACUUUUCACUUUAUAUUGGGUAAUGAAGAUGGUCCAGAUUCAUAUGAACUUCAGGUCUGUGUAAAAGAUUACUGCUUUGCAAGAGAAGAUCAUAUUAUUGGGAUUGCUUUAAUGCAACUACGAGAUAUUGUAGAUAAAGGCAGCUGUGCUUGCUGGUGUCCACUAGGCCGCAGUAUUCACAUGGAUGAGACAGGUUUAACUGUCCUUCGAAUACUCUCACAAAGAACCAAUGAUGAAGUGGCAAAAGAAUUUGUCAAACUGAAGUCAGAAUCUCGGUCUGCUGAAGAAAACAGUUGAAUCUUAGGGGGUUGCUUGUUCCAGUGGCUCGGGUCAUUUUCGUUUCUAAUUUAUACCUCGUGCCAAUAUGUGCAAGUGUUCAACAAUUCUCUUUUGUAAAUGGGACCCUCUGCACUACUCUUGUCAUUGUUAAUAAGGCUGUGUUGUCUACCAAUCAAAGUAUAGAUCUUUAUGUGAAUUUUAUUUAUUUACAAUAAUCAAAAGAUUAAAUUGUGUUUAGAAAUAAAAUGUUAUUGCAUAAAAUAGGAUGCUUACAUUUAUGUAAAUAAUUUUAUGAACUGGACAUGAGGCCGUGAGUCUCAGAAUAUUUUUUCACUUCAAUUGAACACUGUGAUACCAUCAUUUAGUGAGAUGAACAACGGAGAGAUACCAACAAAAAUUCCACACUCAUGCCUAGAGUCUCAGUUUUUCAUCUCUCUCAUAGGAUUGCCAAAGGUUGUCUUUUAAUUGUUGUAGAUAAAAUCAUGCAUUCCAUUUAAUAAUACUAAGUGUUUAGAAUCCAAUGCUAUGUCUGCUAAUUUCUUGUGCAGGAUUAAUUUGUGCUUGGGGUCUUUUAACCACAGAGGUGUCAAACUUGAAAUAUAAAACUACUGCAAUAAGUGGAUGACACUAUGGAAGAAUGAUUGGCCAAAUAUUUAUUCAACUAUUUUUUUCUGAUUAUGUUUCUAAUAAAUUGUGUGAAAAUGAAGCCAAAUCUGUUAUCACUAUUAGUUUUGGAAUUUCUUAGCUAUUUAAAGAUUAUGUCCUAAGGUAGUUAACAUCUUGAAAGUCCUUAUUUUGAGCAUUAUUGUUAUUUGCUGAAUUUCUAAAGAGGUGCAUGCAAAGCUAUUCUUCUAUGUUUAAUAUUCUUCUUUUGGACAUCAUAACAAAUUAAUCUGUAAUUCACAUUCACAUACUUGGUAUUAUUUCAUUUUGGAAAAAUCAAAAUCCAUUUUAAGGAUUUUGAUUUGAGGACUGCUCAUCCAUUAUCAGAUACAUUUCUGUGGGACCUCUGUCAAUCUUACAGCGGACAACUGAAAAAGCCCUUACAGACAUUCUGUCCUGUAGGUUAUCUGCAUUGGGAAAUAUUUAUGGUAUUUUUACAUUGCCACGUAAUGUGCCAUUUCGAUAAAAAAAAGUAUUGUAAUUAAUAAAGUCCCUGUCUAGAAGUUC